AUGGGAAGUGGAGUGAUCAGAAAAUUAUCUGAAGGAUCAACCCGUGCUCAUUCCUGGAACCAAAACAGAACCACUUCAAUUCACUUCCCUUUAGGUCCCACUUUUUAUUUUCUGUUUCUUGAAUCAAAUGAGCAUCAGCAUGUGCAUUCUUCGAGUUCACUGCAUUUGGCAUAUUCCUCUGCCAUCUCCUUUGGAUUUGUUGCAUGGGGUUAUCAGGCAAUUCACCCUCCUCCUCCAAAGUUAUGUGGCUCUCCCAGUGGUCCCCCUAUAACAGCACCCAGAAUCAAACUAAAAGAUGGAAGGAAUUUAGCAUACAAAGAGCAUGGUGAUGUUGCUGAGGACUUAGGGGUCUACAUUGUAUCUUUUGAUAGACCAGGGUAUGGGGAAAGUGAUUCUCAUCCAAAUCCGACAGUGAAGAGUCUGGCACUAGAUAUAGAAGAAGUUGCGGAUAAAUUGGGAUUGGGGUCCAAAUUCUACGUAAUAGGUUUCUCCCUUGUGGGCCAGCUUGUUUGGAGGUGCCUUAAGUACAUACCUCACAGGUAUGAAGCAUUCAGGUUGGCAGGUGCAGUGCUAAUAGCCCCAGUUGUGAACUACUGGUGGGAUGGUCUUCCUGAAAACUUAACAAGUGAAGUCUUCCACCAACAAAAACUACAAGACCAGUGGACACUCGUGUUUAUAGAUCCUCUUUUGGCUAAGAGGAAAGAUCGAAAGAAUCAUGUGAGCCGUGGAGUAGACUUAUCUGAUACAUGGGUCAGACCUUGCUUAACUAUGUCCUGUCAAGAAGAAAAAGAAAUGGUGGUUGAGGAGGGUGAGAUGAACUCCCAAGGGGAGGCGGAAUCUAGAUUCCAACAAGAUGCCAACAAGAACCACAAUUCUCCAUUCUCACCAUCAUCCAUUGGAAGACAAACAUCAAUAUACUCCCUCACACUGGACGAGUUCCAGCACAGUCUAUGUGAGACUGGCAAGAACUUCGGCUCCAUGAACAUGGACGAGUUUAUCAGCAGCAUUUGGAACGCUGAAGAGAACCAAGCCAUAAUAACCUCCUCCAACGUCCCUAUUUCCCAACCCUUCAUAGACAGAGACACGAUAACAACAACAAUAAGGAAACAACCAAGCCUACCUCGGCAACCCUCACUGUCUCUCCCUGCCCCUCUCUGCAGGAAAACCGUGGACGAAGUUUGGUCCCAGAUUCAGAAAGAACAACACAAUAAUAACAACAACAACAACAAUGUUAUGAACAAUACCGAGUCUGCCCCUCGCCAACCCACUUUUGGUGAGAUGACUUUGGAGGACUUUCUGGUCAAGGCUGGGGUGGUUCGGGAGCCACCAUGUGCACCACCACCGUUGCCUCAUCACUCUCACCACCUCCAGCAGCAGCCGCAGCAUUACACGAACAACAACGGUGCAAUGCCCGGAAUGGGUUCUUCUUUUGUAGGUAGGAAUGUUAUUGGUGCAGUGAGUAACGUGGUUGCACCGGGUUACCACGUGGCGGAGGCUUCUGGUGGGUAUGCUGGAAAUGGUAAGAGGGAUGGUGGUGGGGGGUUUCAUCAGCAAGGAGUUUGCUUUGGAGGGAGUGGGUAUGGGGUGGGUCCCACCAUGGGAAUGGGUGGGCCUGUGAGUCCAGCUAAUUCUUCUGAUGGGAUAGGUAAUGAUUGUGGGCAGUUUGGGCUUGAGAUGAGUGGUUUGAGAGGUAGAAAGAGGAUGGGUGAUGGCCCUGUGGAAAAGGUGGUGGAGAGGAGGCAGAGGAGGAUGAUCAAGAAUAGAGAGUCAGCUGCCAGAUCUAGAGCCAGGAAACAGAACCUUAUACGGUUUUUGCCUUGGCAGGCAUACACAGUUGAAUUAGAAGCGGAACUAAACCAAUUAAAAGAAGAGAACGCCCAACUGAGACAAGCGCUGGCCGAGAUCGAGAGGAAAAGAAAGGAACAGAGUUCAAACCAACGCUCAGAAAGUGAAAGAGAAGCUGAGAGCUUUGAGAAGGAACAUGAGUUCUCCUUGGUGAAGAAACUGCAUAUGGUGACCAGAGAAGUCCUUGAAAUUUUGAACGCACCGGAGAUUGUUGACUUGUAUGACUAA
Molecule: messenger RNA, 2073 nt
Organism: Sphenostylis stenocarpa
Lineage: Eukaryota; Viridiplantae; Streptophyta; Magnoliopsida; Fabales; Fabaceae
Source: the annotation of a GenBank genome assembly